Salvelinus fontinalis (brook trout) is the source of this 6640-nucleotide messenger RNA. Its product is annotated as vesicle-associated membrane protein 4-like. Gene Ontology annotation, biological process: Golgi ribbon formation; vesicle-mediated transport. The record is from RefSeq and is a predicted model, not a curated record. Lineage: Eukaryota; Metazoa; Chordata; Actinopteri; Salmoniformes; Salmonidae. Bases 376 to 840 code for a protein of 154 amino acids. The transcript is spliced from 9 exons. Gene Ontology annotation, cellular component: membrane.
CAGUCGCAAUUGGUCCGCACCAGCUUUCUGGUCUGUGGUCAGCUAAUUAGAGAUAGCAGGAAGGAUUGGAAGAGCAACUCUGUAGCAACCAUCCUCAGUUGGAUUUAUUUUUUUUAUUUUUUUAACAUUUAUUUUAUAAAGCGAAAUAGAACAUUGUGAGCCUGUAUUUAUUAACGAAGUUUAACUAAGUUUGUUUGGUCGUCUGUAUGCGAGGGUGCGAAUCAAGCAGUUGCCUGAGAUAGAGCUCUGACCCCUGCCACUCUUUCCUCUGUUUACCGGAACGUUCCGCUCCUGGCCAUGGAACGUCCUUUUACCAACUGCCCUGCCAGAAGAAGACGCUGAGAAAAGCAACAGUUUCAGUCUGAGCUGGAUUCAAUGAGGGAGACAGAGUGGGAGGAGCAACCUGAAGACGCCAUCAUGCCUCCCAAAUUCAAACGACACCUCAAUGAUGAAGAGGUCACGGGAUCCAUAUGCAGCGAGAGGAGGAACCUGCUGGAGGAAGACUCCGAUGAAGAGGAGGACUUCUUCCUGAGAGGACCAACUGGACCCAGAUUUGGAGCUGGAAGUGACCAAAUCAGACAAGUGCAGUCGCAGGUUGAUGAGGUCAUCGAUGUGAUGCAGGAGAACAUCUCCAAGGUGAUCGACAGGGGAGAGCGACUUGAAGACCUGCAGGACAAGUCAGAGAGCCUAUCAGACAACGCUUCAGCCUUUAGCAGCAGAGCCAAGCAGCUGCACAGGAGGAUGUGGUGGAGAGAUAUGAAGAUGAAGGCCAUCAUAGCUCUGGUGGUGGUCGUUCUGCUGCUUAUCAUCAUCAUUCCAGUGGUAUUGCGGUAUCGCUAGUGUCGCCAGGAGGAGGAAGAAUAUCUCCUCCUCCUCUUCCUCUCAUUAUCCUGUACACAGUCCUCCACAUCAGCCAGGGGGCACCACCCAGCCUCCCAGACCCCUGCUGUGCCAGCCUGUGUGGCUCUGGGUAGAAGUUGCUCCUAACUACAGAUCUAGGAUCAGCUCACCCUCUCCCAAUGCUAACCUUUACCGUUAGGUCAGUUUUGUGUUUUCAAUCCUAAGGUCAGUGUGUACUAGAGACCACUUCAUCCUACUCUGUGAGUCCGGAUCAAGGGUGACAUAGGUAGCAUUACGUUGGCGUUACAUAGGGGUUGGGUUUGCUUUGCAAAUGACACCUUAUUUAGGGAAAAGGUUGUCAUUUGACAUGCUGCCUGUGUCUCAGCCCCCUCAUCAAACUUAAGGAGAACUCCAUUCAAUACAUAAUACAUAUCAGCUAGUCCAGUGGUCACCAAACUUUUCUGAGUCAAGAUCUCUUUUACAGUCAAAAAGCAAGCCGAGAUCUACCACUUAGAUUUUUUUACAUUACUUAAAAAAUGUAACAUUAACUCAAUAGUUCUGUAGGAAUGAGGUUUGUGCAGUAGGCCUAAUACAUUAUCACAGCAUAUUGGCUAUAUGCCUGGACUGCCAAUAUUGUUCUUCUCAGACUAUAUUAUAUUUCAAAACUCGAGCUUUGAUGACAAAAUAGACCAGUUGAUGUAGCACUUGCGAGGCACAGCUAGGGCUGUGGCGGUCACGACAUUUCGUCAGCCGGAGAUUGUCAAGCAAAUAACCUCAUGGUAAUUGACCGUGAAUUAACAUAAACACAUUGAGCAUCUCCUGGCUUCCACACACAGCCUACAAGCCAUUUAAAAUGUCUAAUAAAUCCAUUAUUUAUUUUAGACAGAUCUAAAGAAGCAUGAUAUGAAAAAAAAAAGUAUUAUAUUUCAGAAUAAAAGAAUAGCAUACACCUGAUGUGCCAAAUGGCUGUUGGCUACACUAGUUCAUUUAGCAGACAAGGCUGUUGGCUACACUAGUUCAUUUAGCAGACAAGGCUGUUGGCUACACUAGUUCAUUUAGCAGACAAGGCUGUUGGCUACACUAGUUCAUUUAGCAGACAAGGCUGUUGGCUACACUAGUUCAUUUAGCAGACAAGGCUGUUGGCUACACUAGUUCAUUUAGCAGACAAGGCUGUUGGCUACACUAGUUCAUUUAGCAGACAAGGCUGUUGGCUACACUAGUUCAUUUAGCAGACAAGGCUGUUGGCUACACUAGUUCAUUUAGCAGACAAGGCUGUUGGCUACACUAGUUCAUUUAGCAGACAAGGCUGUUGGCUACACUAGUUCAUUUAGCAGACAAGGCUGUUGGCUACACUAGUUCAUUUAGCAGACAAGGCUGUUGGCUACACUAGUUCAUUUAGCAGACAAGGCUGUUGGCUACACUAGUUCAUUUAGCAGACAAGGCUGUUGGCUACACUAGUUCAUUUAGCAGACAAGGCUGUUGGCUACACUAGUUCAUUUAGCAGACAAGGCUGUUGGCUACACUAGUUCAUUUAGCAGACAAGGCUGUUGGCUACACUAGUUCAUUUAGCAGACAAGGCUGUUGGCUACACUAGUUCAUUUAGCAGACAAGGCUGUUGGCUACACUAGUUCAUUUAGCAGACAAGGCUGUUGGCUACACUAGUUCAUUUAGCAGACAAGGCUGUUGGCUACACUAGUUCAUUUAGCAGACAAGGCUGUUGGCUACACUAGUUCAUUUAGCAGACAAGGCUGUUGGCUACACUAGUUCAUUUAGCAGACAAGGCUGUUGGCUACACUAGUUCAUUUAGCAGACAAGAUUCGAUUAUAAUUCCGUGGUGGUAUAUUAUUUUAUAGUAUGAAGAAUACAAUUUAACAAAAUUGAAUGAAAUUAUAAAUAUUUUCUCCAAAUGAUUUGUCAGUCAGUGCGCACAUGCGACUGUUCUGUGUUGAGUGGUUAAUAAAGAAAUAGGUACUCCUAUAUGCUUAAUUUAGAGUUAUUAAUGUAACUUGUUCUACAAACAUUGGGCUAUAUGUUUAGACUUUUAAUACAUUGUAAGGCUGCGUGAUGCAACUUUUUAAAGUUCUGCUUUAAUUUUUGCACAGGCUGAACACAGUCUCUCAUUCACAAUUUGACAAGCAAUUUGACAUUGCCUAGACAUGGCGGCAUCCCCUUUGUGGCCGUAAUGCAUCCUAUAAAAAUCCAUGCCUUUUGCGGCCCGGAGUGCUGCAUUGUGCCCUUCCCCCUGAGUGUGCUGCGUAAUCCGAAGCGUCUCUCACUCACACGGCUCUGACACAUCAGGGAUGCAGUUGUGCGUGUCCUUAUCCAAUUACAAGGCGCAUAUUGAAGAUAUUGGAAGAACUGGCCACAUUUACUUUUCAUCAGCCGACAAGAUGAGCAGGCCUAACGAACAGCAAAAGUACAAGCAUAUGUCAAUGUACCAUCCCCCAUAGUACAAAAGCCGACCUAUUCUGUGCGAGAAAUGAAUAUUCCUAACAUAGUCUGGGACAGUUGUGGGAUGUGAUAGAUCCCAAAUUAAUAUAACCACUAACAUCAAAAAAACUGUUUUAUGCAAUGUGGCUGACGCAACAGAUCAGAACAUAUAGCUUAAAAUGUUACAAAUCUAUUAGGCUAUUUUUUUCACAUUAUAAUGCCUUUUGCGGCCCACAUGGUAGUAGGCAAUAAGCGCAAAUGUUCCAUUAGCGGAAAACAACAUUAGCAAAAGUGACUGCAAAUGCAAAUAUGCAUGUAAUGCUUUUACUAUAAAGGUGCAUUUUAAUGUGAAAAUUAACAAUGCGCACAUGGUAGUAGGCAAUAAGCGCAAAUGUUCCAGUAGCGGAAAACAACAUUAGCAAAAGUGACUGCAAAUGCAAAUAUGCAUGUAAUGCUUUUACUAUAAAGGUGCAUUUUAAUGUGAAAAUUAACUUCCCCAAACUGGAAACUCAGGCGCUGCUUAUAUAUGCCAGUUAGGCUCUACACCCCUUGUAAAGGUGAUUAAUGUGUUUAAUUUGAAGUUAUUUGACCACUUUAGUUGUGAUACAAACCUUAUUAAAACAUAUAGGCCUAUGGGCUAGGCUACAUGAGAUGUGCGAAUAUGAUUCGAACAAGUCGCAAAAAAAAGUAAUUGUUUCUUAUGCUGGGCAUCAUUCACAAGUGAUAAUAUAUAAUUCACACGUGAUAAGCUAAUAUUGUCAGCCAUCAGACUAUUCUUGAUUUAAUCUUGUCUUUACAUAUACUAAAUAAUAUAUGUGACAUUUGUUUUGAUUUAGAAUGGACCAGUAUCAUGCACCUGUAUUGAAACGGGGCAGCAGGGAAAAAUACAUGUCAUCUCACGCAAUUGCAUUGCCUAUAGAAAUGUUGCGCAACAUGAGUUCAUGGGCUCUCAUGAAGUGUUUGAUUAGGUCUUCGAAUAUAUUUGCAUUGAUGUCAGAGUGAUUAGAGGGACAAUAGAGUGCUGAGUAGUUAGCAAAUUUGGUAGGCUACUAAUGACCAGCAGCAGCAUCAGAGCUUGGAGAAGCCUAAUUACCGUGACCACGGUGUGGCGGUAAUAUGGUCACCGCAACAGCCCUAGACACAGCUGAGCAUAUAUUUUAGAAUUUGCUUUAUUAUUUUACUGGAGGUAUGGUACCUGCGUCUGAUGGUCAUGGUGCUUUCAAGACAACUGAGAACUCGGAAAAAUCGAGGUCAAAUCAUGACGUUAGUGAAUUUCAGGUCGGAAAGUCGGAGCACUGAAAGAUACCGGAGUUACCGAGCUGGAUUACCGUUCAAAACGAUUUUCCCCAGUUGGAUCUCGUUUUUUCCCCGAGUUCCGACUUCAGUGUGUUCAAGACAACUGGGAAGUCUGAGAUUUGAAAAAAACGGUAUUAGUCUCAAGGGAGGGAGAGAGCAGCAGUGGGUCCUCCUCUCACGAUCCCUGCUCUCUCCUUUCCUCAGGUGAGACUGACCAGAGAGAGAGUACAUAAUCUUUCAACUGAUGGCGAAACUCAAGUCGCACCGCAUCUGCCUCAGGCACAAAUUCUUGUUGUUCCUAUGACCAAAGAAAGUUAAAUACUCCUCGAUAUUAAAAUAUACACAUCGAGCUGCUAAUAAUAAUAAAACGCAGGGCUAUCGAUACACUUGGCAACUCAUUCAUUGCAGCUGCAGCGUGAGAGGAAGAGUGUUUUAUGUUUUGUAAUAGUGUUGAAUUAAAACAGUGUUGACAGUGCUGAAUAAAACUUAGACAUGAACUCACUCAUAAAAACAGCAGUUCUUUGCUCUAUUCUUUGACAGUCUCUCUCUGGACAUGGUUUUAAAAGUUAUGGAAUCUAGGACCUCUCGAGUAACGCAGUGGUCUAAGGCACCACAUUGCAGUGCCAGAGGCGUCACUACAGACCCGGGUUCGAUCACAACCGGCUGUGAUUGGGAGUCACAUAGGGCAAUUGGCCCAGCGUCGUCCUGGUUAGGGGAGGGUUUGACUGGGAGGCGCUUUACUUGGCUCAUCGCGCUCUAGGGACUCCUUGUGUCAGGCCGGGUGCCUGCAGGCUGACCUCAGUCAUCAGGUGAACUGUGUUUCCUCCGACACAUUGGUGCAGCUGGCUUUCGGGUAAGCGGGCGGGUAUCAGGAAGCUUGGUUUGGCGGGUCACGUUUCGGAGGACGCAUGACUCCAUCUUCGCCUCCCGAGCCCGUUAGGGAGUUGCAGCGAUGAGACAAGAUCGAAAUUGGGGAGGAGAAAGGGGAUAAAAUACACACACAAAAAAGGUAUGAAAUCUCACAUAGGCUAGUAUCAAACUUUGCUGUGGGCGGGGUCGUGAAAGCUGUAGGUAGGCACGGUGAUUUGAGCUAUCCUAUUGGCCAGCACAGUAGGCACGCUCUAUUUAACCACAUAUCUCCCGGUCCACCAGGUAGGCAGAGUUUGUAUUUUCAGACAAAUGAAAUGGUUCAAACUGGGAAUACUUUGCCUACCCGGUGCACAGGGCUUCUGUAUGAAGUGCAUCUACCACCAACAGCGCAACACGGGGGGAAAAAGGAGUGCAAGUGUUUUAGCCUUUAUCGUUGGCUUUUCUACAGAAAUGUUGGUGAUCGUCUAGGAAUGCCUUGAAGAUCGACCAGCGAUCGACCGAUUGGUGACCAUUGCCAGUAAGGUUACAUUUCGUAUCAUAUACUGUAGUCAGACAUAUUAUUAUUAUAGUCAACUUAUUAUAAUUAUUAUUUAUUAUUAUAGUCAGACGUAGUAGUAUUAUUAUUAUAGUCAGACGUAGUAGUAUUAUUAUUAUAGUCAGACGUAUUAUUAUUAUAGUCAGACGUAAUAUUAUUAUAGUCAGACGUAGUAGUAUUAUUAUUAUAGUCAGACGUAUUAUUAUUAUAGUCAGACGUAGUAGUAUUGUUAUUAUAGUCAGACGUAUUAUUAUUAUAGUCAGACGUAUUAUUAUUAUAGUCAGACGUAUUAUUAUUAUAGUCAGACGUAGUAGUAUUAUUAUUAUAGGCAGACGUAUUAUUAUUAUAGUCAGACGUAGUAGUAUUAUUAUUAUAGUCAGACGUAUUAUUAUUAUAGUCAGACGUAUUAUUAUUAUAGUCAGACGUAGUAGUAUUAUUAUUAUAGUCAGACGUAUUAUUAUUAUAGUCAGACGUAGCAGUAUUAUUAUUAUAGUCAGACGUAUUAUUAUUAUAGUCAGACGUAGUAGUAUUAUUAUUAUAGUCAGACGUAUUAUUAUUAUAGUCAGACGUAUUAUUAUUAUAGUCAGACGUAUUAUUAUUAUAGUCAGACGUAGCAGUAUUAUUAUUAUAGUCAGACGUAUUAUUAUUAUAGUCAGACGUAGUAUUAUU